AUGACCUUCAUUGUGGGUAUGGAUGAAGAUGGAGCUAAAAUCCCAGGUGAUAUUUGGACUUGGACUUCAGAAAGUAUAUUCAAAGAGGCAACUCCAACCAGCAUUGCAGAGCUGACAAUACCAUCUUUAAUCUCCCUUCCCUGCAUUCCCAUUUGCUGUCUCUACAAUGAUCUUGAUAGUGCUUUCCUACCUAACCCUACCAAAGGCUUUAAAGCAGAGAGCGAGGAAGAGGAUGACACUGAAAUGGAAGUUGAAGAUCAAGAUAGUAGAGAAGCUGAGAAGCCAAAUAUUAUUAACUUUGACACCAGUUUGCCAACAUCACAUAUGUAUUUGGGUUCUGAUAUGGAAGAGUUUCAUGGGAGAACGCUGCACGAUGAUGACAGCUGCCAGGUGAUUCCAGUGUUGCCCCAUGUGAUGGUGAUGUUAAUCCCAGGACAAACAUUGCCUCUUCAGCUUUUUCACCCGCAAGAGGUUAGCAUGGUGCGGAAUUUAAUUCAGAAAGACAGAACCUUUGCUGUCCUUGCAUACAGUAACGUACGUGAAAGAGAAGCACAUUUUGGAACAACAGCUGAAAUAUAUGCCUACCGAGAAGAACAGGAGUUUGGAAUUGAAACAGUUAAAGUGAAAGCAGUAGGAAGACAGAGGUUUAAGGUGCUUGAAAUAAGAACCCAGUCAGAUGGAAUCCAGCAGGCGAAAGUCCAAAUCCUUCCUGAGCGAGUGCUGCCUUCCACGAUGUCAGCAGUACAGCUGCAGUCUCUCAACAGAUGCCACAUAUUUCCUUCUUCCAGACCUACAGUGUGGCAGGACCAACAUAUACAUCAAAGGUGGCAGAAAUAUCAAAAGAGGAAGUUUCACUGUGCUAGUUUGACAUCUUGGCCUCCGUGGCUCUAUUCUUUAUAUGACGCUGAAACCCUGAUGGAAAGAGUCAAGAGGCAAUUACAUGAGUGGGAUGAAAAUCUUAAAGAUGAAUCUCUUCCAUCAAAUCCAAUAGAUUUUUCUUAUAGAGUGGCUGCUUGCCUGCCAAUUGAUGAUUCAUUACGUAUUCAACUGCUUAAAAUAGGGAGUGCAAUUCAGCGUCUACGGUGUGAAUUAGAUAUUAUGAAUAAAUGUACGUCUCUUUGUUGUAAGCAGUGUCAAGACACAGAAAUAACAACCAAAAAUGAAAUAUUCAGUUUGUCCUUAUGUGGGCCUAUGGCUGCAUAUGUAAAUCCUCAUGGAUAUAUCCACGAAACACUUACAGUGUAUAAAGCCUGCAACCUGAAUCUGAAUGGCCGACCUUCUACAGAGCACAGCUGGUUUCCUGGGUUUGCAUGGACAAUAGCCCAGUGCAGAAUCUGCGGCAGUCACAUGGGGUGGAAGUUCACAGCUACAAAAAAGGAUAUGUCACCUCAGAAGUUUUGGGGUUUAACCCGGUCUGCUCUGCUGCCUAGGAUUCCAGAUAUGGAGGAUGAAUUAGGCCAAGACAGAUCUCCAAUACUUUGCCUGUAAUCUUGUAACCUGCUUUUUGGAAUGAACAGGCAGCAGUCAGUGUCUCUUAACUGAAUCUGCUCAGUGCUGCUUCCGAUGCUUACUUAAACUAAAAAAUUUAAAAAAAAGAAAGACACAGAACAGGAAGCACCAUUACAUUUGGUGGUGUCUUGGCAAGUUACUAUGGUGUCCAGAUACGUUGGGAACUGAUGGUUGACGUUUAAAAUUUGACAACUGGGGAGAGAGAAGCGUAGUGUAAGAGACCAGGAGGUAUAUGUGGUUCUGGGAAGGCCAGCCAGGCACUGAAAGAGAUGACUCUGAAUCUUGCUUACUGUAUUGUAUAAUUGAAGAUGUUCAUUGCUAUUGAAUUAAAGUAAAAGAUUUGGAAGAAAUAAUAAAGAUGCUGUUAAGCACUAUAUGAUUUAUGUAUGAUGGUAAACAGCAGCAGUGUUCUUCACUGUGGGAUAUUUCCCAGUAAUACACCUUCCUUAAGUACCUUUUGGUGAAAAUCCCUGUUUUGAAUCCACAUGAAAUACUCUCAAGUUUACCUUUGUGCUGCAUUCAAAGCCUUUCCAAACAAGCAUCAAAGAGUACAAGAUCUCAACCUUCAUACCGAUUGGUGUUGUGUUGGUAAUGUCCUCCUAUUAGCAGUGCUGCAAAUGGCAGACGUCACGUGCUUACUGAUACCUGCUGCUAAAGCAACUACUGUAUAAAUUCCUUUUUCUUUUUUUUUUUUUUU
Molecule: messenger RNA, 2206 nt
Organism: Alligator sinensis (Chinese alligator)
Lineage: Eukaryota; Metazoa; Chordata; Crocodylia; Alligatoridae
Gene: CRBN
Product: cereblon
Exons: 12
Coding region: 1-1488 (495 amino acids)
Biological process (GO): protein ubiquitination
Cellular component (GO): Cul4A-RING E3 ubiquitin ligase complex
Source: RefSeq, a predicted model, not a curated record